AUGUUCAACAUGCGACAAGCACAGGCCUCAAUGUAUUGAUUAGUUGAGUCUGUUUACAGCGCUUCCUCUAUUUACAUGAUGGAUUUUCCAUUACUUUGGGCUUUCUCUAUGUGAGUUAUUUGGCGCUCGCGGCUGCGGGUCAGAAGAGCUGGAGGGAUUUUGUUAACGUUUGAGAAAAAAAACACUAUCUGGUUAGUUGGAAACGAAUUUCCGUGAUGAGUAAAAAGGAGGAGGAAGAUAUUGUCCGAAUUGCGAAGAAGAUGGAUAAGAUGGUGUCGAAGAAAAGCACGGUUGGAGCCAUGGACUUGCUGAAGGAGUUAAAGAGCAUUCCUAUGACUUUGGAGCUAUUGCAGUCUACCAGAAUUGGGAUGUCUGUAAAUGCCAUCAGGAAACAGAGUAAAGAAGAAGACGUCAUAUCUUUGGCAAAAUCCCUUAUUAAAUCCUGGAAGAAACUCUUGGAUGGACCAUCAGCUGAGAAAUCCUCAGAAGAGAAGAAAAGGGAUUCUGUGUCCUUGGCACAAAACAGUCCAGAAGCAAAAGAAGAAAGUUCAGGAAGUAAUUCUAGUAACCCCCAUGAAGCAUUCUAUACACCAUCACCUUUUCAACUAAAAAGUUAUCCACAGGCUCCUUUCACCACGGACCCUGUGCGGAUCAAGUGCCGAGAAAUGUUAGCCGCUGCAAUGAAAACAGAUGGUGAUUACAUAGCCAUUGGCUCAGACUGUGAAGAGCUUGGAGCUCAAAUUGAGGAAAGUGUGUACCAGGAAUUUAAAAACACAGAUAUGAAAUAUAAAAACAGAGUGAGGAGCAGAAUUGCAAAUCUGAAAGAUUCAAAGAACCCUAACCUGAGGAGGAAUGUCCUGUGUGGAAACAUUGCACCUGACAGAUUGGCAAAAAUGACUGCAGAGGAAAUGGCGAGUGAUGAGCUUAAAGAAAUGCGAAAAGCCUUGACCAAAGAAGCUAUUCGGGAACAUCAAAUGGCUAAGACUGGCGGUACUGAGACCGACCUGUUCACAUGUGGAAAAUGUAAGAAGAAGAAUUGCACCUAUACACAGGUUCAGACUCGUAGUGCUGAUGAACCAAUGACCACAUUUGUCGUAUGCAAUAGCUGCGGAAAUAGAUGGAAGUUCUGUUGAGAUUCUGAAGAAGCUCCAGAAGAGAAUCCAUUGGACCAGAGGUUGAUGAACUUCAAUUUCUAAUUAGUUGUGUAAAUGAGAAGUUAAAACUUCAACAAGGAUAUUUGUAGAACAAUGCAUCCCUGUGGCAGACUUUUUUGUAUAAAUAUAGUUUCCUUAAAAACAUUCUACUGUGUUUUCCUUGCAGAAUAGUUCUUGGAAACGAAAAAAAUUGCGCAUGUACAAGCAGGCAGCAACCAAGUGUAUGAAAAAUUUCUUUUUAUAUGUAGUUUGACAUUAAAGUUUUAAAACUUG
Messenger RNA from Carcharodon carcharias (great white shark), 1427 nucleotides. RefSeq names its product transcription elongation factor A (SII), 1 (gene tcea1). Gene Ontology annotation, molecular function: nucleic acid binding; zinc ion binding. Bases 216 to 1133 code for a protein of 305 amino acids. Gene Ontology annotation, cellular component: nucleus. Lineage: Eukaryota; Metazoa; Chordata; Chondrichthyes; Lamniformes; Lamnidae. Gene Ontology annotation, biological process: transcription elongation by RNA polymerase II; positive regulation of transcription by RNA polymerase II; DNA-templated transcription. The record is from RefSeq and is a predicted model, not a curated record. The transcript is spliced from 10 exons.